AAGAAACUGACUACCAUGAAGAAAAAGGAGGACGUGGUUGACAUGUUGCAAUGGACAGAGGAAGAGUUUGUACAAAAUUGCACCUAUAUUGUCAAUGACCAGCCCUGUGACUCUCACUCCAGCUCCUGCCUUCCCCAAGCUGAGUCCUCCAUACCCCGCAAUCUUAUCUUCAAAUACAGUGAAACUAAUGAGGUAAUUGGAGUUUUCAGCAAAGAGUACAUCCCACAAAGAACUCGAUUUGGCCCUUUGAUUGGACAAAUUUAUACCAAAGACAAUGUUCCAAAGAAUGCCAACAGGAAGUACUUCUGGAGGAUCUAUUCAGGAGGGCAUUUUCAGCAUUUUAUAGACGGCUAUGACAUUCACAGGAGUAACUGGAUGCGCUAUGUGAACCCAGCACGUUCCCUUCAUGAACAAAACUUGGUGGCCUGUCAGAAUGGCAAAGAUGUCUAUUUUUACACCAUCAAGCCUGUGGAACCCAGCAGCGAGCUUCUUGUCUGGUACAACCAGGAGUUUCUGGAACGUCUCAAAAAUCCGUCUGUUGGGGAGCAGCUCACAACCAAAUUUAAGCACUCAGUGUUUGACGGCAGGGAUUUCACUUUAGAAGCCAUCAGACCUUGGUUACCUCAGAAACGCAAUUUCUCAAAUGGAGACCAAAAAUAUGAAGCUAAACACACAAAGAUGGAGGAGGAAUCUAGAAAAGAUGAGAAGAAGCAGGAGGAGGAGGAGGAGGAGGAGGAAAAGAUUGAUGUUGAAAUGCUAGAACGAGAUACACCUCCUGUCACCCCUGAGAGCCAAGCAAUGGACUUUAGCUCCAAGCUUUAUGCAGCUAAGAUGCCAACCAAACCCCAGGAUUCAGAGGAGUGCCCAAGGAAAAAACUUCAAUCUCUUUCGCAAAGUCCAUUUUCAGACAGAACUGACCCAGAGUGUAAAACAAGUCCAAACCAAAGAGUGAAAACCCCAAACAGCCAUGCGGACCUCGGCUUUUGUUCAUCAGAUCUGACUACCUCUACUAACAAAGAGCUGCCCUUGCAUCUGCAUGGGCUCUACAGCUCUGGAGAAGGGCUCAUCUCAUAUCCAAUGUACUCUCCAACUAGGUCUCUCCAGCAGCCAUACAUGUACCCCUAUAGCACUCACCCGUCACAUUAUCCCCAAUUCCUGCUACCUCAGUAUGCCCCUACUUACCCUGGUGUUAACAGCUUGAACAAUAUGAGCAUGGUUUCCAGAGUGCCACACCUGUACAACAGCUUUGUAGGCAGUGAUGGACUUCCUUACCCUUUGCUGCCACAGCAGAACCUGAUGGUCUCUUUAACUUAUCAGGAGGGGAGCCAGCAAAGCCAUUUAAACAAUCACAACAAAGAUGUCCUCAUCCCUGCCCCAACUAGCGCAUUUUCACUCACCACCCCAACAGGGGGCCUGAAAGAGAGACCACUCAACAGCUCACCUCCCCGGGGGGCCCCUGCAACUCCAGAGCAUUCUCCGCCACCAAAGCCUACUUUUUCGGAUGCGGGUCACAAUGAAGCUAUUAACCUCAGCAAGCCAAAGAUGAACCAGGCUGCCUCUCACCUGGGCUACAGGUCACUACCUUACCCUUUGAAAAAACAGAAUGGCAAGAUCAAGUACGAGUGUAACAUCUGCUUGAAGACCUUUGGGCAGCUUUCAAACUUGAAGGUUCACUUACGGGUACACAGUGGAGAGCGGCCGUUUCAGUGUCUUAUAUGCAAGAAGAGUUUCACUCAGCUAGCUCACCUACAGAAACACAAUCUGGUACACACCGGGGAGAAGCCACAUGAGUGCCAGGUUUGUCAUAAGCGCUUCAGCAGCACCAGCAACCUUAAAACACACUUGCGACUGCAUUCUGGGGAGAAGCCGUACCAGUGUAAACUCUGCCCGUUCAAAUUCACCCAAUAUGUCCACCUCAAGCUGCACAAGCGACUGCACAACAGAGAUCGACUGUACAAGUGUCAACUGUGCUCACAGUCCUUCAUCCACCAGGUCAGUCUGCAGCUCCACAUGAGGGGCUACUGUCCUUCCUCGGACAUUUCCAAUCAGACCUGCAGCAAGCUAUGUCAUGUAAAUGAGCUCAUCGCCAAACUAGAUGCAAGUACUGACAGCGCCAUCAUGGAGGAAAAGACCACACUAGCAGAAUUGGAAAGGUGGAUCACAAGGAGUUUAGAAAAGAAGGAAAGAAAGGAGGAUGAGACUGAAGAGUCGUUCCUCAAGACAGACUGUCAGCCACCGACCUACCAGGAAAAAAACCCAACUACCGUCCUGAGGAUGUGCAGGCUACAGUCCUAUCGGCCUGUUACAGUUAAACAAGAAAAUUCAUAGCCAAAGGAUUUUAGAGAGGACUACCAUUGUGUUUCAUCCAAAAUCAUUGACUGGAGCUUCCUGGUAAGAAGAACUUUUCCUCAUUUCUUGGAUAGAACAGGAGGAUCUUAUCAGAAGUGACAAGUGGCAACUUAAAAACUAGUGAAAGACACUUAAAUGAACCAAAUGUUUAUAUAUAUAUAUAUAUAUAAAUAUAUAUAUAUAUAUGUGUGUGUGUGUGUGUGUGCUUGCGUGCAUGUGUGUUUACACUUAUUUAAAUGUUUGUGACUUUAGUGUUACCAAAAGAUGCAAGUGUCCCAAAGACUUUCUUAUCUUCCAAAAAGUGGAUUUUGCACUCGUGCUAAAACCUGUCUUGCUUUAUUUUCUUAUGCUUUGCUAGCAUAACCUUGUAAAAUAAUAGAACUUUUAUUUUGUUUCUAGAAAUGAACUGUGAUAUUUUUGUGUAUGUGUGUGUUUGACUUAAUUUAUUAAUGAACAAAAGUCUACUUUUUUUUCUAAUAUAUUGAAAACUUUUUUUUUUUUUUUUUGUUAGUUUGGUAUUAAUAUGUAUUUUUGCCAGCAGUAGCAUUUUAAGGAUAACUGUUGAUAAAUCUCAGGUCAGGCAUUAAGAAAAAUAAAAAAUAUAUUUGUAUAUAUUUGUUUUACAUUCGUUGGGAAAAAGUCUGAACUUUACUGUCAAAAUAUUGGUUUGAGCCAAAUCACCGACUUCAGCAAAACAUUUCCUGUGUUCAUAUCAAGAAGUCCUUUUACGCUAGUAAAAUAGUAGUGAAAAUGAAAAGUCAAUUAAGCAAAACAAUUUUUUCCUA
Molecule: messenger RNA, 3134 nt
Organism: Polypterus senegalus (gray bichir)
Lineage: Eukaryota; Metazoa; Chordata; Cladistia; Polypteriformes; Polypteridae
Product: PR domain zinc finger protein 1-like
Exons: 6
Coding region: 16-2328 (770 amino acids)
Biological process (GO): cell fate commitment; regulation of transcription by RNA polymerase II
Cellular component (GO): nucleus; cytoplasm
Molecular function (GO): DNA-binding transcription repressor activity, RNA polymerase II-specific; histone deacetylase binding; RNA polymerase II cis-regulatory region sequence-specific DNA binding
Source: RefSeq, a predicted model, not a curated record